UUCCAUCAUUUUCAUAAUGGUUGAACGGUCGCAGCGCCAGAUUUCCCUCUAGUUAUACUAAUACAAAACUCUAUGGUCUGUACUCGUCUGGACAUAACCUCCUAAUAAGGAGGUUGUGGUUGGAGAGUAUUUUGAGUGUUUUCCUUGUGUUUUUCUUUUUAGUGAGCGCCAUUUUUCUCCUUAGCUUGGCUAGGUCGGCGUUGUGGACGCUGUGGCUGUGGUUCCUGCACUGUGUGCUAUCGCUAUGCCGUGCUGUUGCGCAUAUAACUGCAGCAACAAGCCUGAAGAUGGUUGUGCAGUUUUUAUGAUACCCACAGGAAAGCGUGAUGGUUUGCGCAGGAAGCAGUGGCUGCUCAACAUUGGCCGAAAGGACUUUGUUCCGACAAGGAACAGUGUUCUUUGCGAGAUACAUUUCACUGAAGACCAAUUUGAGCCACUCAUAUUGCGAGAACUUGGCAAGAAAAAGCUGAAGCCCAACGCAGUUCCAACAAUUUUCUGCCGCCAACCUGUCGUGAAGCACAGGAAGCCCCCUCGACAGAGACAUAAACCUCGAACUGACAGUGACCCUGUCACCGUGACGUGUUUGCCUGCAAACUGUGAUACGUCUGCAAUAAUGCCUGCCACUUCUCCAAGUGAACCCUGCUCACCAUCUCAGGACUGCUGUGACUUACCUGCACCUGCGGCCACUGCAUGGUUUCCCGAAAGCAGCAAUGCGUCAGCAAUAGGGCCCGUCGCUUCUCCAAGUGAAACUUGCUCACCAUCUCAAGACUGCGAUGACCUACAUGUUGCUUCCCAUGAGCCGGUUUUGAGCAAUGCAUGCCGAAUGGCCGAUCCGUGCGAUGACAGCGGCGUGUCAAUCCAUGUGAUGACAAAGGGUGAAAAGAAUAAAAAAUGAAACAGAAUGUUUGAAAACACA
Dermacentor andersoni is the source of this 916-nucleotide messenger RNA. RefSeq lists its product as uncharacterized. Lineage: Eukaryota; Metazoa; Arthropoda; Arachnida; Ixodida; Ixodidae. The record is from RefSeq and is a predicted model, not a curated record. Gene Ontology annotation, molecular function: sequence-specific DNA binding.